Messenger RNA from Saccostrea cuccullata (small rock oyster), 486 nucleotides. RefSeq names its product putative nuclease HARBI1. The transcript is spliced from 2 exons. The record is from RefSeq and is a predicted model, not a curated record. Bases 70 to 486 code for a protein of 138 amino acids. Lineage: Eukaryota; Metazoa; Mollusca; Bivalvia; Ostreida; Ostreidae.
UUAUACUUUUAUUUUAGAUUUCUCAACAUCAAUUGCCGAUUCCCAGGCAGUGCGCAUGAUGCAUACAUCAUGUCAAACUCCACCAUUCCGGACAUCAUGGCUAAUUUGCCAGAGGGUGGUUGGCUGCUGGGUGACUCUGGUUAUCCGUUGAAAGAUUUUCUUAUGACACCCUUCAAUAACCCUUCCACUCCAACGGAGGAAAGAUAUAAUCGUGCUCACUGCCAGACCAGAAAUGUUGUAGAGAGGGCAUUUGGCGUGCUCAAAUCCAGAUUCAGAUGUCUUCACAAAAGUGGAGGAUGUUUGCCUUUCAAACCAACCAAAUGUGCAAUUAUCAUCGAGACAUGUUGCCGGCUCCACAACAAGGCAAUUGAAGAGAGAAUCCCCCUCCAACAAGGUGGUCAUGUUGUUUUACAACAACACAUGUAUGUUCAUGGAGGAGCACCUUGCUUAAAAGACAUGAGACAACACAUUGCAUCAAGAUUUUAA